AUGUACUUACCGAAGAGGGAAAGAAGGAUGAUUAAAAAAAUAAUUUGUGUUGUUUCUGCAUAUUGGUUUAUUUCCAUUUCCUUGGUAUUUAUAAACAAAUGGUUAUUGAGUGAUAAGUCUGUAUCGCUAAAUGCACCGAUAUUUAUAACUUGGUUUCAAUGUGCAGUUACAGCAUUUCUAUGUUAUUUAACAUCGUAUCUAGCUAUGCUGUUACCUAGUCAUGUGAAGUUUCCACAGUUGAACUUUUCUUUUAAAACGUCGAUUGAAAUCUUGCCACUGUCUAUAAUAUUUGUUUCAAUGGUCUGCUUUAACAACCUAUGCUUGAAGUACUUGAGUGUUUCGUUUUAUUUUUUAGCACGAUCACUAACUACAAUCUUCAACGUUAUAUUUACUUAUUUACUGCUAAAUACGAAAACUUCAACAAAGGCAUUGAUUUGUUGUGCUGCCAUAAUUGUUGGAUAUUGUGCUGGAGUAAUUGUUGAGGGUAAUUUAGGUUCUUUAAGUUGGAUUGGAUUAGUGUUUGGUAUUGCAUCUAGCAUUACUUGUGCAUUAAAUUCUAUCUACACAGCAAAGUGUUUACCAAAAGUGGAAGGCAGUGUAUGGAGACUUACAUUUUACAAUAAUCUUAAUUCACUUUUUUUAUCAAUCCCUAUUAUUGGCUUAUUGGAAUAUCAACCAAUUAAGGAAUAUUUUUUUCAUACUAGUGCUUAUUUCUGGUUUAUUAUGGUAAUUAGUGGAAUAUUUGGAUUUGCUAUUGGUUACAUCAGUACACUACAAAUUCAAGUGACCAGUCCAUUAACUCAUAAUGUUUCUGGUACUGCUAAGGCAGCUGCACAGACAGUACUAGCUGUGAUAAUUUAUCACGAAAUCAAAUCAGUUUCAUGGUGGCUUAGUAAUAUUGUUGUUUUAGGCGGAUCAGCAGUUUAUGCAGCUGUUCGACAUAUAGAACAUGAACAAAAAUCUAAAGGAUCAAUGAAUUUUAAUCGAAAUGAUAAUUAUUUUACUAGUGUGGUUGUUGUUGGUAGUGAUGAUAAAGAUGUUGAUGAUGCCAAACAUGGUCUUCUCAAUUUUGUGAAUAAUGACAAUCGUAAUGAUGAAGAUGAUUUAUAUGAUAAGAACCGUGUAUUAUCUUCAUCUAAAGAUUCAUUAGUUUCAUAA
Molecule: messenger RNA, 1158 nt
Organism: Schistosoma guineensis
Lineage: Eukaryota; Metazoa; Platyhelminthes; Trematoda; Strigeidida; Schistosomatidae
Source: the annotation of a GenBank genome assembly